AUGAUCCUUAUAUGUUAGAACAAUCACUAACUGAUAUUGAAUUUCAUCCAUUUUUAAUAAAAAUUGACAAAUAUAAUAUAUAUAUAACUGCUUUGGGAUGUCCUAGUACCGGUAAUGCUGAUGAAGUCGAGGCUGGAGUUGGAUACAUAGCAAUGUUUACUGAAAUUUAUCAAAAUGGUGUUUCUAAAUAUCAUUAUACUGGUAUGACCCCAAAUGAAGUUUGUUCAAGUACAAUAAUUGAAUUUCAUAAUUCUAUAGCAUUACUUUAUCCUCAGCAAUAUAUUUUUAAAGACCGUGAACUUCGAGCAUGGAGAGCACUAUUUAAAGCAGCCGGUUGUCAUGAAAUAACUCUAUUCACAAAUAAUAAAUCUAAGGAAUGCUUCAAAAAUGUGUAUAAUGCAAACAAAAAAGGACAAGAUGGACGUACUCGAAUUCUAUCAAUAAUUGCAAAAGAGUUUACCUAUGCUGAGUUGGAAAAAAAACUUGGUGUUA
Molecule: messenger RNA, 492 nt
Organism: Racocetra persica
Lineage: Eukaryota; Fungi; Glomeromycota; Glomeromycetes; Diversisporales; Gigasporaceae
Source: the annotation of a GenBank genome assembly